GCCCAUCCUACAUUAUGCUCUGGGGUCACCGUUGAAUCUUCUUUCAUGUGCUUCACUAAAUAAAAUUUCAUCUUUUAAAAUAUUUUAGUUUUAAUUCCUCCUUUGCUCUUGUUGUUGACUUGGCUUUUGUAGUUGUCUUGUAGUCAUCAAAUGAGCUUGCUGAUGUUCUUUUGAACAUUCCUUCUUUUUAUUGCUUCUAUUAAGUAGAUUAUUGUUAGUUUCUCUUAGAUUUCGUUUCUGUUUAUAUAAGUUACUCUAAGACAUCUGGUCCAAUGACAGACAACUCAAGUAGCGUGGUGAUUCUCAUAACUCUACUGAAUAUCUUGGUUUAUAAGCUCCAGAAACUCAAAGAAGCACAGCAAACCGAUCGCUUGCCUUUGUCUGUACGACAGUUAUGUCGUCGUUUUUCACUUCAAGAGAUCCAGUUGGCAACAGACAACUUUCAACAGGAACUGGUGAUCGGAAAAGGCGGGUUUGGAAUGGUUUACAAAGGGAUCAUAGACCUUGGACAGAGGAUUGUUGCUAUAAAGCGGUUGAAAUCCACGUCUACGCAAGGAAGAAAGGAAUUUCAGACAGAGAUUGAAAUGCUUUCACAGUUUCGACACAGCCAUUUAGUCCCUCUCAUUGGUUAUUGUGACGAGAGUGAGGAAAUGAUCCUAGUUUAUGAAUAUAUGCCUUCUGGAAACCUUGCUGAUCAUCUGCAUAAACGGGUAAACAAAGGCGAUAUGUCUUUACCUCCUUUAUCAUGGGUGCAGCGCCUCAAGAUUUGUGUUGGUGCUGCACAUGGACUUGAUUACCUUCACACUGGCACAAGCAUUAAGAGUAGAGUUAUACACAGAGAUGUCAAGACUACAAACAUUCUGCUGGAUGAGAAUUUGGAAGCUAGAAUUUCAGACUUUGGACUGUCCAAAACAGGUCCAGCAAAUCAGACAUGUACACAUGUGAGCACCCGUGUCAAAGGCACUCCGGGUUAUCUUGAUCCAUAUUAUAUCUCAACUCACAGAUUGACCAGGAAAUCUGAUGUCUAUGCAUUUGGUGUCGUCUUAUUGGAGGUCUUGUGUGGAAGACGAGCAGUGGAUAGAAGCCUGGAUGAUGAGCAAAUUAAUAUAGUUGGAUGGGCACAGCACUGCUUCAAAGAGGGACUCCUUGACCAGAUAACUGAUCCGAAUAUCAAGGGGGUCAUUUCCUCUGACGCCUUACAUGUGUAUAUGGACACUGCUAUCAAGUGUUUGUAUUAUCAACCCAAGCACCGUCCUACAAUGGCUGAGGUUGUGGUUGGUCUAGAAUCUGCAUUGACAUUGCAAAGAAAGAGUACACAAUAUCCUUUAGUCGAGAUGAUGCCUAUUCAUUGUACUGAAAUUGUAGAUUGUUCAAUACCUGAGGCUAAAGAUAAUAAUCACAGCCAAGAAUGUGAGAUUAUGCCUAUUCAUUGUACUGAAAUUGUAGAUUGUUCGAUACCUGAGGCUAAAGAUAAUAAUCACAGCCAAGAAUGUGAACAUACGGGGGAAGGAAUUAUAAACGUUUCUAAUGGUUGGCAUCACAAAAAGCAGUCUUCUGUUGGGAUGACUUUCAGAAAAAGGAUAAGUGGCCUUCUUUCAGUUAAAGCUUGGGCUUUCUCAGUUAAGAGUAAGAAAUUGAAGGCCGACAAUCGUGCAAGCUUCUUACCGGUAACUCCAUUGGUCAGACAAGAACCUUUGGACCAGGAAAAGGUUCUGCACUCAUCAAACUUGAAGAGCUUUACAUUCAAUGAUCUUAGUGUGGCUACUAGAAAUUUCCAUCCUGACAGUGUGGUAAAGCAAGAUGCUUAUGGUGUUGUUUUUAUGGGCUGGGUUGAUGCGAAUACAUUUGCUGCUGCAAAGUGGGGCACUGGACAGUUUAUUGCUGUAAAGAGAUUGGUACAUGAAGGUCGCGGCGAUUGGUUGGCAGAAAUCAAUUAUCUGGGGAAUCUUUGUCAUCCUAAUGUUGUGAGAUUGAUUGGGUACUGCCUGGAAGAGGAAAAUCGAUUUCUAGUAUACGAUUAUCUGCAGCAAACCAGCUUAAAAGAUCAUCUAAUCAAGAACUUGGCGUUUGGAACAGUGAAAGGAGGACGGCUAUUAGAUUGGCCAACACGCUACAACAUCAUAGAUGGUAUAGCUAGAGGAAUUCUCUAUCUUCACCGGGAUUCAAAACCAACAGUCAUGCAUAGAAAUCUUAAUGCUAGUAACAUACUACUUGACCAUGAGAUGAAUCCAAGAAUUUCAUACUUUGGAGGGGCUAAGAUUUUGGGGGAAAGUGAAAGUGAAAUGAGCACGAUGCGCGUAGUUGGCACAUACGGCUACAUGUCUCCCGAGUAUUUAAUUCAUGGGAAAUUUUCGGUCAAAUCUGAUGUUUAUAGUUUUGGGGUAUUAGUUCUGGAGAUAGUAAGUGGAAGAGAAAAUACAAGUUUCAGACAAUUAGAUCCCGACUUCCUUGCUGGUCAUGCAUGGGGACUCUAUCUCAAAGAAAGAUGUUUGGAACUGUUUGAUGAGGCAACCAUAGGAUCAUGUAAUCAGUCUGAACUGUCUCGAGCAAUUCAAGUUGGAUUAUUGUGUGUGCAAGAAUAUCCAAAAGACAGACCAAGCAUGGCCAUGGUAAUUUCGAUGCUGAGUGGUGGUAUUGAACUGCCUCAGCCAAAACGGCCGGCCUAUUUUAGGGAAGAACUCGAUUCCCAAAUAUCUUCACCAUCGAUCCAUAAAUAUUCUGAAAUAUCUUCACCAACAACCAGUUUAUUAACUCCUAGAUAGCAUGCAACAGCCUUAUGUCCUAAUCAUUCUGUUGGGAAGUGAUACGUCCUCUGUUCGUUGUGGGUGUCACUGUUUCCAGGCAGUUUCCGGCUUACCUGAGGCCUUCAAAACAACAUCGUACGGGAUGUAUCCUGUGAAGCGUCUCGUGCUUGGUAAUUAGGUUUAUACAAACGGGAGUUGAUAUCAGGAUGUCGGUUGUAUGGUCUGUUUUGUGCGUGUAGCGUUCUUUGUCUUGAUUUUUCCCCAUCCCCGCUAAAUUGUGAGGAUGCUAGUAUUUAUAGUGUGGCCGCACGCACUGUAGCUACAGUGACAAGCGACCCUUACUUAUCAGGGACAUGCUUUGUCAGUU
Molecule: messenger RNA, 3111 nt
Organism: Daucus carota subsp. sativus
Lineage: Eukaryota; Viridiplantae; Streptophyta; Magnoliopsida; Apiales; Apiaceae
Exons: 6
Coding region: 273-2762 (829 amino acids)
Biological process (GO): protein phosphorylation
Molecular function (GO): protein kinase activity; ATP binding
Source: RefSeq, a predicted model, not a curated record